This is a messenger RNA of Xylona heveae TC161, 1699 nucleotides long. Its product is annotated as general substrate transporter. The record is from RefSeq and is a predicted model, not a curated record. Bases 179 to 1699 code for a protein of 506 amino acids. The transcript is spliced from 3 exons. Lineage: Eukaryota; Fungi; Ascomycota; Xylonomycetes; Xylonales; Xylonaceae. Gene Ontology annotation, molecular function: carbohydrate:proton symporter activity. Gene Ontology annotation, cellular component: membrane. Gene Ontology annotation, biological process: transmembrane transport; carbohydrate transport.
GCCCAUCGUCUCCAUUGUUAGCCCCCCUUCGCUUGUCAAUAUAUUCAAUUAAGUGUAUUGUGCAAUUCCUGGGGAAGAUCACGAAAAUGCUUCAGAGAAUUGUAUAUAUAUUGAAUUUAAAGUAUGCAAACGUCUUUCAGGAUGGCAAGGAUCAGCGUUCUCAAAGGCAGCAGCAGCAAUGGCUCCAAGCUUUCUUCCGAAGAAUAGGUUUUCCCAGCACUUGACACCGAGAUUAGGGGCCGCGAUUGCCUUGAUCGCCCUGUCCACUUUGAAUUAUGGCUUCGACAACCAAGGAAUUGCGACGAGCCAGGCAAUGGCAGCGUACAAAAAGCAAUUUGGAGUGUAUAAUCCAAAGACCAAAACAUGGGCUAUUCCGACAUAUUGGACCUCGCUUUUGAAUAGUUUGAACUUUAUCGGUUUUGCAGUCGGACUCUAUCUGGGUAGCUUGAUUAGUGCUCGAUAUGGGCGCAGAAUGUCAAUGUUUUGCAUGUCAAUCUGGGCAAUGAUGUCGGCGACGGUUCUCAUUACUUCAUCUACGAUCGAGCAGGUGCUCGCCGGUCGUAUUUUAAACUAUGCGUAUGUUGGCAUGGAACUGUCAACAUGCCCGCUCUUUCAGGCCGAAAUUGUCCCUGCGCCUAUUCGUGGAAUGGCCGUUGGCACCUAUCAAGCAAGUCUGCUGCUUGGCGGAAUUAUUAUUAACAGCGUCUGUCGCGGCACGAGCGAGAUUCAAUCUAACGCUGCAUGGAGAAUUCCUCAGGGCCUCUUUUACAUUGUCCCUACCAUUGUCGCUUCGGGCGUGUGGUUCAUCCCCGAGUCGCCAAGAUGGUUGUUGGUAAAGGGCCGUCCUGAAGCCGCAUUGGAGUCGCUUCGAUUGCUGCGUGGCGCCAGGCCCGAUUAUGACCCCGAGGAAGACCUUGAGAAUCUGAAGAUCUCGUUGAGUGAGGAGCAGAAUCAGGGCUCCUACAGGGAUUUGUUUCGGGGAAGCAACCGGAAACGGACUUUUAUUGCGAUGGGAAUGAACUUCUUUAUGCAGGCAACGGGCUCUCCAUUUACAGCGGCAUAUGGAACUUUAUUCGUGCAAUCCCUCAACUCGCUGAACCCAUUCGAUUUUUCCAUUAUGAGCUCCUGCAUCAACACAGUUUCAAGUUUGGUCGCCAUCUUCAUCACGGAUAAGGUCGGACGGCGACCCAUUCUAAUGAUUGGGUCGUUUCUGCAGAUUGUUUGGCUCUUCACCAUGGGUGGCGUGGGAACGAUUGCUUCUCCAACCGCUGCACAGAAGCAGGUUAUUGUUGCUGCCACUGCAUUGUCCUCGGCUAGUCUAUGCUUCAGUUGGGACCCGCUCAAUUACAUUGUGACGACGGAACUUCCUGCUCUGCAGUUGCGCGACAAGACUCAGCGUGUAGCGUCUAUCGUGUCAAUUGUCACCAACUUUGCCUGGUCAUUCAGCGUUCCGUACCUGCUCAACGCUCCCUAUGCAAAUUUGCAUUCGAAAGUCGGAUUCAUCUUUGGAGCUCUAGCGUGCCUUUCGCUAGUGUUUGCUUAUUUCUGCGUCCCAGAGAUGCGUGGCAGAUCCCUGGAAGAAAUCAACCAGUUGUUCCAGGACGGAGUUUCCAUUCGAGACUUUGGAAAAGCGCCAAGGGUAAAAGCCGAGGAAGAUGAAGUCCAGGAGCUGCCAGUCGUCGAUAAAUCUGGUAACUAA